ACAAGAAUUGUCAAAUGUGCGUUUUAUAUUAUGCCGUCUCCAUGUCUGGUGGAGAUGAUGCAUCCCGCUGGGUCGAAAUUGGGAUAACUUAGAGGCGCUGCUCGUUGGCAUUGCGCUGACUUUUUUUCCCCUUAUUUCCUUUUGAGACCUUCGACCUCUCCUCUCUCUUUCUCCACCUCGAUUAAAGAAACAGAAAGUACUCAUGGGCACCAUGAACGAUCCUUUCGCACAUGCAGCGCCAUCCAACAGCUCAACCACAGCACCACCUUCAGCAGAACGAAGCCAGCCUAACAAUGCACCCCCUGCUGCAUCCAAGUGGAUUCGAGACGACGACGUUGAUAGUGAAGCUGACCAAGUUGGUUUGGUGGCUCACAAUCGCGGCUAUAAACUGAACAAUUGGGCUUCUGCCGAUUCACAGUUAGGUGGAAACAAGUUACGGGCACCGCGUACUUUGGCGAACGAAGAGGAGUUUCUGUUGGGUGACAAAAAACGGACGGUAGUGAAACGUCGUCGACGAGAACUGGAUGAAGAGCUGUCUGAUGCUGAAGAGGACGAUCCUUAUCGAAAAAUUAACAUUGAAGAAAUCCUAAGCCCAAUUGAAUACGCCACGGACAUCGUUCGACGACCGGCUUUAAAGCGGAUCAUUAAAUCUCCGCAAAUUGAAGAGCUCGGCAACACAGCAAUGGAAUUCAUUGAAGGCGAGAAGAACUUUUGCAAAAUCCUUUCCCGGUUAUCAGCCAUUCUUCACCACGACGAUCCUCAAUAUCUCGAUCUGGAUUAUGAAAGGACGCCGGAACAACGAAAAGCAGCAGCAGCAGCAGCGGCAGCAGCGGCAGCGGCAGCAGACAACAGUGCAGAUGAUACUGCCGCGACAAAUGCAACCGGAGAAAGCGAAAAAGAACAAAACGGAUCUCCAUCGGACGAGAAAACCACCACGCAAGACAAAUCUAUAGAUAAUACAGAUGCAGCAAUCAGACCCAAAGUAGAAGAAGACAAAGAUGAGGAUAUGACUGAAGCUGGCCCAGACACAGAAGCACUGGAAGUUGUACGGAACGUACGCGAGUUACUACUGGAAAACAUCAAUUUCAGCAAUGAGUAUCUUUGGCGGUUACAAGGAGCUCGCAGCAAACUUGUAAAAGCAAACAUGCAAAAGGAAGCUUUGUGGCAGCAACUUAAAACUAAUGCUAAAGGUUCUUCAAAACGUUUGGUGCGCCACGCAUGAAAUGUGUAACUUUGUCUAUUUCUCUUUUACUCAUUCUUAUUGUGUAUUUUUCUCUUUCUGUCUCCAGAAGAAGAAAAAGGAGCUGAAUAUCCGACCGCGACCGUCGACGAUGCUUCGUAAUAUAUCUCUUAGUAAAGUACAUAAAAUGAUACAUAAAAUCAGGCGUUUUCAC
Zychaea mexicana is the source of this 1394-nucleotide messenger RNA. RefSeq lists its product as uncharacterized. The record is from RefSeq and is a predicted model, not a curated record. The coding region runs from base 203 to 1222 and encodes 339 amino acids. Gene Ontology annotation, cellular component: Rpd3L complex; cytosol. The transcript is spliced from 5 exons. Lineage: Eukaryota; Fungi; Mucoromycota; Mucoromycetes; Mucorales; Lichtheimiaceae. Gene Ontology annotation, biological process: negative regulation of rDNA heterochromatin formation; negative regulation of silent mating-type cassette heterochromatin formation.